AAAAAGCAAUUAGUUUUUAACGCAUCGUCCCCCGCAGUUUCACUCAUUUUGAGACAAAAUCACAACGCCUUACAGUUAUUGAAACAGGUAGGUAUUGAUGAAAAUAGUGUCCUAAGUUUAUUUUCUGAAAAACGGGUAUGAAGACAUAGUCCGAAAUUAAAAAUACUAUUAAGAACAGAAAACGGUAACAAAAUUAGGAUUGCAAUCUAGACAUUUGGUGUUUCCAGAUAUAUCUAUCUUCGUCGCUAAAGAAAAAAAUCUUUUGAAAUACGAAAAACACUUAUUUUUGAAAAAAAUAUUCAAUUGUAAUUAUUUUGAUCGACCUUAUGACACCUGUUUUUAAUUUUCAAAAUAUUUUCAAUAGCAAUUGUAAUUAAAAUAAUGUAGGAUUAGCUAUCUUGAAGAUCAAAGAUAAUCAAUAGCAAUCAGUUCAUUCUUGGAUAAGAAAUGACAAAUUCAAGUUUAUGCUCUCUCAUUCUAGAAAUCAGUGAUUUGUAAUGGACGAUUGUGAAAAUAAUCAAGCCUGCACUGAUGAACGUAUAAUUGUUAUAUCGUCUUUAUGCCUUCAAAUGUUGAGCAACUUACGGCCUAAAUGAAGUGAAAUUAUUACUUAUUUUUUACAUUCAAAGUAUUCUUCUCGGUUUUUCAUUACAUUUUUAGCGGUAGGCAGUGGCUUGGCUCUGCCCCUGGCAUUGCUGAAGUCCAUGGGCGACGGUAACCACUCACCAUCGGGUGGGCCGUAUGCUCGUCUGCCGAAACGCAUUACUGAUUCACGGCAGAAAUAGGCGAGCUGGUGGUACCUACCUGUGCGGACUCGCAAGAGCGUAUGCGUACAGUAUGCGUGUAUAUGUAACAUAAAAAUGAUUAAGAACUUCUUAAAUUUCACUUUAAUGGGGAUGAGAAGAGGACGACCUGGUGCGAAGUGAAUUGCAAAUGGAACACGUUCAAAAUCUCGGGCGUUUGUCUAAUUACACACCAAAUUGACAUUUAAUACAAAAUAACUUUAUGGUCCCAGUGUCAGGCAAAAAUCUGAACAAAAUUGUUCAAAAUUUCAAUUAUGUUGCAUUUAUUUUUUAAUUACAAUUAAUACACAGUGCUCUUAUUACAUAGCGCAUGCGUGUCAAAGGUUAGCAGACGUUUCAUGUUCGCUGAUUCAACCGUAGUACCACAGCGGAAUUCAUUUCAAAUUGACGCAUCAAACAGGCCGGGCCUCCCUUACGGCCGCGUAAAAGUUUGCUCAGACUUUCUGAGCACAACCGUGUUUCCUCUACAAAAGUUAUCUAUGAGUUUUUUGUGAGGUGAAGACGGCAAAAUGCGUUGGUUCAUAGCGACUGUCAUCUCUAUCGUCUUAGUUAGCUCGGUUUUGUCAACGGAGGUGGACGACGAUGAGCCAUUUCUUGAAAUAUUGGCACGAUCCACGAUUUACAAUACUGGAGAGAGAAAGGCGAUUUUUUGCAGAGGAAAAAAUUUAGUAGAGCCAAUUAAAUGGUACUCUCCUUCGGGAAAACUAAUAGAAGCGCAAUCUUUGAAAAACAAGAGAGUAUACGUUGAAAGAAUUGUUGAGGAAUCAGGGGAACAUGCGCCGUUAAUCAUCCAAUACAUCAAGAUUGCGGACAACGGUAACUGGACUUGCAGGUCUGGAGAUUUGAGUGAAACCAUACAAUUCAUUGUCGGAGAAAAGGUGAACAUUACUAACAGGAAUGUUGAAAGAGAAGGGGAAGAAGGAAAAUCAAUUGUGCUGACCUGUGAAGCCAAGGGACAUCCGACACCGGUCGUAAUUUGGUACAAAGAAAAUUCUCGAAUCCCUAAUGAUACUAAAAAGUACGAGCACAGGGCUGACAACUCGUUGGAGAUCAAGAAUCUGAACCACGCUGACGUCGGACUGUACGUGUGCAAAGUUAGACAAAAGGCGCUGUCCUACUACACAGACAAAACAGUCCGUCUUUCUGUCCUACAUAAGCCGAUUCUGUAUAACAACUUCACGGGAACGAUCGACACCACGAAAUACAAGACUGAAGAAGUUUACGCAAUUAUGAAUGAAACGAAGAACAUCACAUGCAGCGCUAUCGCAAACCCCCCGCCGACUUACACCUGGUACAGAAGAAACAAUGGUUACGACGAUGAUGUUCCUAUCACUGACGAGGAGAUGGUGGUCACUUCAGAAAACGGUACAUAUUCAGUACUCAUUUUGAGGAUGCGCGAUAACAGUUCAAUCGGCGAGUACAAAUGCACAGCGAACAACAUCAAGGGGAAAGAAUCUAUUAUAUUCCAUGUAAAUCCAGCAGCUAAACCCAACAAACCUGAUUUUGUAAGCUUUCUUUACGCUAACACUACGACUCUGACUUUCAAUGUUUCCUGCUCGAGCUGCCCAAUGGAACUAGAAGAAGAUAGGUCACCCGACCCAGCAAACCUUACUGUUAAAGGAUAUUCAUUCCAAAUGGUUCCUGCCCAAGAAAAUUACCCUCCAGAUUGGGAUUCUGCUCAAGAUUUCGAAGUGGACAUCACAGAUCCUAACGACACGUUGUUCACGGUCGGCCCACUAGCCAACAAGACAAAGUACCACGUCCGCAUCCGAAGCUGCAACGCGGCCGGCUACUCUGAGUGGGUGUACUUCGAGACACUACUAGAGACGAGCCACGCUGACAGGAUCAUCGCAGCGAUCGCUGUCAUCUUAGCGGCCUUCACGAUUACAAGCUAUUUCUAAAAUACCUUUCAUGUAUACAGUAUAACACUGGGGAACUUUUGAAUUUUUCGUUUACCUUUAGUUCUUCUCGUAAUUCCGGUUACUCUCGUGUGACAAAGAAGUUGUCAGCGACCACGAAAAUAUCUGAAAAUGAAAUUACUAUAUUUGCGUCACAAUGAGUUUGGUGACGACUUCUCGCGAUUGGUAACCAGUGUGAAAACCAUUUGCUGCCGUUGUUUUUGUCAGAUCUUAUAGUUGAUAGUGCACCACUAUUAAGUAGCAGAUCAAAAAAGUCAAUAUUAUGAAGAUUUAAUGUUCAAAUUAAUUUACAUAUAUCUUGUUUUCAAUUUAGUUAAGUUAAUUACUUAACGUAUUUAUCCCCUGAACUUGAGGUAAAUGUAGGUAGAUAAAAUUUAAUUUUAAAUACUAUAUAUUCGUAAGUAAGUGUUCAUUCGUUUACCUAACGUUAUAUAAUAAAGGCCUCAAACAUACAUAUAAUGUUGUUACCAAAUAAAUAGCCUAAAUAUCAACUGCAUUCGUGCUGAAAAUGUUAAAUUUAUGUAAGUUUUUGGCUUCUUGAUUAAUUUAAACUAGAUUUAAUUUAAAUAUAAUCACAUUAAUAUGUAGUUUUCAAAAAUAAGCCUUAUGUCUUAAUCGUGAAACUAAAUGUAAAUAGAUACCUAUAAUACUGUUGACGGUACGUGCAAUUAAGUGUAAUUAUUCUUUAUUAAAAUCGCUGUUAGCAACGGGUUAUAUAUUAUAUGUGGGACACCUUUCUUGACAGUUGCAAAAUUUGAAUUAGCAUGUAAAAAACCAUCAUCAUUUACUUACAACACAAUGUUUAAAGUAAAUCCGUUUGAUUGGUUAUUUAUUAGUUAGGGAAACAAGGCCCCAAACUGUUGUAAUUUCAAUAAUCUUACUCUGGUGAAUUCUCAAUUUUAUUAAUAUUUAAAUAACCAUUAUUUUUAAGUAAACAAGAAUAAAUUUAUGUAACAAUGAUUCGAAGUGCUAUAUUUUAAACGUUCAAAUGUUAAGUAACGCUUGGAUUCGAUUACUUUAUUUCUAUCUGACGGGAGAGAACAUAAACAAACAAAUUAAAAUAUCUUUAUUUCGGAGUCAACUUACUGUUUUGUAAUUAAUAUAUUUUAUUAGUUGUAAAUUUCAUUUUAUUACUACAUAAUUUAGAUUAUAAGUUGUAUUAUGGUUGAGUGUAUUACUGUUAUUGUAGUGCUGCCCUUUUGAAGUUGAGUGCAGUAUUCAAUACGUGAAACUAUACAAAAAACUUGAAUGUUUCUAAAUAAUGUAUUAAAUAUAUUUUGUUUUAAGUAGUAGAUUAUAAAUGCUUUAAAAAUAGCAAACAAGCAGGAAUUCAAUUACUUUUUAUUUAGAAUACAAACAUAACCGUGACGAGAUCAUAUUAAUAGGAACACGUAACAUUCCAAAUGAUUUAUUAAAUGCAUUCCGUAAUUUAAUGAAAAUGAAAAUUUCUGUUAAAUUUUACAAUAUUAUUGAGUAAUCGUAUUUUGUGGUCCUAAUAAAAAAAAGUUCCAAUUACAAUUCCAUUCAGGAAGACUGAUGUUAUGAUUUCUUACGUAAUAAUUAAUUAUGUUAAUUUUUAUGUAAUCACUGAUUUUAAGUUACCCAACGAAACUUUUGUUGUAAAUCACUUAACUCUUAAAUAUGCUACCCUACUGGUUUUCUUAAACGACUUAGAAGUCCAAAGAGAAAUUAUUUAAAGUAAAUACUUUUUUAUGCUAAGCUUCUUUGUUACUAAGCUUUUAGAAACUUAUAAAUGACAUUAAUAAAAACGUAAGCACCGGUUUGAAGAAACCAAAAAUUUCGACCAAACAAAAUUGUUGCAAACACUUAAUAUAUUGUUUUGGGAGUGUUUCGUCAAAUAUUAAAAACACAUAGUGUUUCUUGAUUUCCUCUAUUUUCUUCGUGUACAUAACACAAGAUACUAGUAGUCGAGUUAUUAUUGUUAUGUAACUUGCAACAGUGUUUCUGCCUCAAUAAAACUAUUUCUAAAAA
Messenger RNA from Bombyx mori (domestic silkworm), 4714 nucleotides. RefSeq names its product hemicentin-1. The coding region runs from base 1313 to 2704 and encodes 463 amino acids. Lineage: Eukaryota; Metazoa; Arthropoda; Insecta; Lepidoptera; Bombycidae. The transcript is spliced from 12 exons. The record is from RefSeq and is a predicted model, not a curated record. Gene Ontology annotation, molecular function: protein binding. Gene Ontology annotation, cellular component: neuron projection.